GUUGCCGGUGAGUCUUUCUUCUCAAACGUGGCUGGUGGCACUUGGAAAUUCUAUCGUCCGCGGAUAAAGGAUGGUCUGGCCGCGAAUUUAAUAUUUACUACAGAGGAGUGUGUUUCGAAGCAUGGCUUAUUGGUUUCAGAGAUUUCACGCGAUUUGUGACUCUCGGCAUUACGGCGUCCGCUCAGUAAUGCGAUGAGCCGAGCUGAGCUGAGCUGAGCUGAGUUGAGGAGCUUUUCAGUUGAACCUCGCGUCGAACGAUCUUUGACAAAUUAUCAGAACUUGCUUGAAGGUUUUGAAGGUUUCUUCUGCUCUUUCGUUCAGUAUUCGCGGACUUGCUCGGAUCAGUACCAUGUUCUGAGGAAUUGAAGCUCUCGCUUACUGUCUCUUCAGAAUGGCCAAUCCCAAAACUACUCUUUACGUUGGUGGGUUGGAAGAAAAUGUUACCGAAGGGAUUUUGCACGCGGCAUUUAUUCCAUUUGGUGACGUGAAAGAUGUGAGCAUGCCUCUGGAUCAAGCAACACAAAAGCAUCGAGGGUUUGGAUUUGUGACUUAUCUAGAAAAGGAAGAUGCAGCUGCCGCCAUGGAUAACAUGCACAACGCGGAACUGUAUGGGCGAGUACUUACGGUGAACUACGCUCAGCCCAUCAAGAUCAAAGGUGGUGAGCAAGGAUGGGCCUCACAACCAGUUUGGGCAGAUGCAGACACAUGGUUUGAGAGGCAGCAACAGGAAGAAGAGUUGGCAAAGCUGAAUGCAGAGCAUGAGGCCACAGUCAAGGCCGCCGAGGAAGAGGAACGCAAACUUGCAGCUGGUAAAGGCAUUGUGGAGGAAGAAGAUUCCAAAGACGAUCCAAUGGUUCAAGCCGAAGCCGCUGCUCUUGCCCAACAAUCUACAUGAUAUUUGUUGCCGAUUCAGUACUUCUUUCAGAGCCGCAGGGCAUUUCGCCAUAAAGAUAAUCCACGCCAGCAGUCAGCUCCUGCUGAGUUUCUCCUCUCGGAAGAUUGGAAGAUUACUAGAGGUCUCGGGUCCUGUUUGUUAUUACUUCUGAUCUGGUUGUACGAGGUAGAAGAGGUCCGCUAUGUUGGGAGCAAUACCUGGACUUGCAACUUGAGCUUCACGCAAAAUCCUGAUCCGGUUUAAGGGUAUCAUAGAUGGACCUUCGCACGACUGUUGAGUUGGUUGUAUCACGAGUCAGUUGCUUUGUCAAAGUAACGUUGUAACCUGCAGAGUAUCUCAUGUCGGUGAAUGCAUACCUGGCUCCCGCUUGAUACUUCGAAACGAGUCACAUGAAGGCAGACAAACUUGAAGGUCUCAUUCAUCCCUGAAGUGUUUUCGGCAGCCAGUGUCGAAAAAACUCAAGUGUGGACUAAUUUUCUGUACUGUUGUUACAUAUCAUAAGCUACAUAAAGCGUCUUCUCAGGUUUAUCAAAUUU
Marchantia polymorpha subsp. ruderalis is the source of this 1431-nucleotide messenger RNA. NCBI's taxonomy places the organism in Eukaryota, Viridiplantae, Streptophyta, Marchantiopsida, Marchantiales, Marchantiaceae. The record is from the annotation of a GenBank genome assembly.